AUGGUUCGAAAAAGUAGCAAAUCUAAAAGGAUUCGUCAAGUAGAUACACGUACUCCGAUUAAUAAGAUUUCAUCAGUAUUAAUAUCUGCAUUUCAUCCAAAGAAGAAGUUUUUUGCAGUGGCUAUGAAUGUCUUAGAUGCACAUAAUAUUUGUAUUUUUGAUGUUGUUAGUGGAUUGCUUAAAACAAGCUUUUCAUUGGAUAAAGGAUUAAUAUGUCGAUCAUUAUCAUGGGGAAUUGAAUUCGGCUAUGAUAACAAAACUACUUUGAAGAAGAGAAGAGCAGAGGAUGGGGAUACGUAUAGUAAUGAAAAAGACGUUCUUUAUCUUUGUUUAUCGAAUGGAGAAAUUUUUUUAUUCUCAAUUACUCUUAAUAAAAUUUAUAUGAAGCUUAUGGGUGGUCAUACACAAAGUGUAACUGGAUUUGCUUUUUCCAAUGACUUCAAAAUAGGUUGGAGUUGUGGAUUAGAUGGAAAAAUUGUAGAAUGGGAUUUGUUAACAUCAAAAAUAUUAAAUACAUUUUCAUUUGAGUUGUUGGAUUCUCUUACAGCAAUUAUUUAUUAUAAUUCUAAAAUUAUAUGCGCGUCACAUAAUAUUUACAUAUUAAAUUUGCCAUUAUUGGAUAUCUCACAAACUUUUAAUGCUCAUAUAACACAUGUUGAUUCAUUAUUAGUUUGUUCAGAUUCUAAUGGUUCUAUAUGCUGUUUUUCUGCAUCAAAAGAAGAUCGAUUUAUUAAUAUGUUUCUUCUUAAUGUAGAAAAAAAUGAUGUUAGUGUUUUAGUUACAGAAGAUAAUGUUAAAACUUUAUCAUUCUCUACAUUUUUUGAUAUGACUAUUUUAGCAGUUUUAACAACAUCUGGAAUUGUAAAUAUAUUUCAUGAUCUUUUUGACAAAUCAUUCAUAGGUAUUUUUAAACAGAAAAAGUCAUUGAUUCGACAACCAAUUUCUAAAAUAAUUGCUUUUGACGAAAGUACUUCUACACAAAUAGAAAUUGUUGAUAUUGGUAUUAAAGAUGAUAAUAUUAUUAUUGUGUUAGUAAAUGGUGUUACAUUUAUAUUUGAAACGGUUUCGUAUUUGGAUAAUGAUAAAAAUUUUAAACAGGGUGAAAUUCAUGUUUUUCUUAAGAAAUCAGAUUUUUUAAAGAUACAUGUCAAUGGAGUAUCUAAGCCAAAUAUUAAAUCCUAUAAUGAAUCAAAUGCAGCUGUUAUUGAUGGUGAUGAUAUGAGAAAUUUGGAUGAUGAUGAAACAUCCCAAAGUUCUGAAGAUAUUCAAUCAGAAAAAGAUGUUUCAAAAGCUAUUAAUGAACUUUCUCUUGCUGAAAAAUUAGAGGAGCUUGAAAUGAAAUCAUCGAAACCACCUGAAAUUUCAGUAGAAGUUCCAUCAGCUAAAUCUUUGAUAUCAUUACUUAUGCAGGCGCUUCAAGUUAAUGAUAAAACUUUAUUAGAGUCUUGUUUAAACUGUCAGGAUUCUGAAACUGUUAUGGCUACUAUAAAGCGAUUGGAAUCUCCAUUAGCUGUCCUAUUAUUGGAACGGAUUGCAGAACGUCUUUCUAAACGACCAUCAAGAGCUAGUUCUUUAAGCAUAUGGAUUCGCUGGACAAUUAUUAUUCAUGGAGGAUAUCUUGUGACUUUGCCAAAUCUUAUGAAGACAUUGUCUACUUUACAAUUAACAUUAUUACGCCGUGCAUCUGCAUUACCUAGAUUGUUGGCUCUUCAUGGUCGAUUAGAUAUGAUAAAUGCGCAGAUUAAAUUAAGAAAGGAAUAUGAACCACAAAAUGAAGAAUCAGAAUCGGGAAUUGAAUAUGUUGAGGGAGAGGAUGAUAGUGAUGAAGAUAUGUUGGCUAUUGACGAUACUAUGCAUGUUAAAACUUUGAAUAAUAAUAAUGAUAAUGACGGAAAUAUUUAUGAAAUAGAUGGUUCUGAUUAUGAUACAAUAGAUGAUAAUAGCUUGAAAAAUUCCAAUUCACCAAUUGACGAGUUAUUGACUGAAGAAGUAUCUGAUGAAUUAUCGAGUAACGAGAUAUCAGGAGAUGAAAUUGGAGAAGAUGAAAUUGAAGAUGAAGCCGGUGAUGAUGAUUUAGAGGUCUUUGGGAGUGCAUCAGAUAGUGAUUAUGAAACAAUCAUUGAAAAAAAAACGUAA
This is a messenger RNA of Pneumocystis murina B123, 2136 nucleotides long. RefSeq lists its product as hypothetical. The record is from RefSeq and is a predicted model, not a curated record. NCBI's taxonomy places the organism in Eukaryota, Fungi, Ascomycota, Pneumocystomycetes, Pneumocystales, Pneumocystaceae. Gene Ontology annotation, biological process: maturation of SSU-rRNA from tricistronic rRNA transcript (SSU-rRNA, 5.8S rRNA, LSU-rRNA). Gene Ontology annotation, molecular function: protein binding. The transcript is spliced from 5 exons. Bases 1 to 2136 code for a protein of 711 amino acids. Gene Ontology annotation, cellular component: nucleolus.